AUGCCUUCGGCUAGGAGAGUACGCCUCCUCAUGAUGGUGGUGCUAGCUGCUGUCAUUACCACCUUAUUCUUCACAUCCCAGAUGCGAUCAACAAUUCCCCGCGACAGCCGAACAGUACACGACUUCUUUGGCAAAACUAUGAAUGGCCUAGGUUCUCAAAAGGGUUCUGGGCAAGUUGUGAUGAGCGGCAAAGGAACAACCGUUGAUUCGACUGUAAAAGACAAGGAUGGGGAUGGAUCUGUCGACGAGGACGACGAGCAGCUAGCGAAAGAUAUGGCCGAUCGGCUGCGCGCUGCCGAGCAGAAGGCCAAGGACUUGGCUAAUGCUAAGGCGCCAUUGAAGCCGGAUGCCCCAAGCGAGGUUAUUGGUGUAGGAAGCUCAGCCGGAGGGCAGAAGAAAGGGGGUUCAAAGGGAAGCUCGAAAGAAGAAAACGAGGAUAGCAAAGAGUCGGAAGAGGAUCGUGAAGUCGAAGCAACCCUUAAUGCUAUCCUGAAGAAAUCACCUGUUGUUAUUUUCUCGAAAACGUUCUGUCCUUAUUCUAAACGGGCAAAGGGAGUCCUUCUCGAGAAGUAUUCCAUCGACCCCGCCCCUUACGUUGUCGAACUUGACGAGCAUCCCUUAGGCAAACAACUACAGGCACGGUUAGGGGUUAAGACAGGACGUAAGACGGUGCCUAAUAUCAUGAUCAAUGGCAAGAGUGUCGGAGGUAGUGAUGACAUUGCCGAGCUAGACUCGAGGAAGACCCUUAUCGACAAGUUCAAGUCAAUGGGAGGGAAGCAAUUAUCUAUGAAGGAGCGAUUCGUCGGGAACGCCAAGGAGAAGCAAGAGUAA
Molecule: messenger RNA, 831 nt
Organism: Daldinia caldariorum
Lineage: Eukaryota; Fungi; Ascomycota; Sordariomycetes; Xylariales; Hypoxylaceae
Product: glutaredoxin
Exons: 2
Coding region: 1-831 (276 amino acids)
Biological process (GO): cellular response to oxidative stress
Cellular component (GO): cis-Golgi network; fungal-type vacuole; cytoplasm
Molecular function (GO): glutathione disulfide oxidoreductase activity
Source: RefSeq, a predicted model, not a curated record